AAACAACUUAUAUCAUAUAUAAUAAAAACACCAACUAUACCUCGAGUUUUUAUUUAACUUAUUGUGUACAAUAACUUAUAUAUUAAUACAUUCAAAGAAAAUGUUGGAAACUGAAUCUGUGGGAGGCUCUCGCAACUGGCUCCUCCAUGCUCGGUACGUGAGGGGCGAGCAUGCAAUGUGUCUGGAGAUGGCCGAACAGUUGCAAAAGCAAUGCCAGAACGCACACAGAUAUGCUCAUUUUAUAAAGGGUUUAGUGCUAGCAGAUGCAGGACGGUAUCAGGAAGCGUUGGAGAGGUUUCACAGCUGCAUCAGACUGCAACCACACGACCCAGAGCCUUUGAAACAAGUCGGCAAAUGUUUAUUUCGCCAGGGACGUUACCAACUUUCCCUGGAAGCUUAUUUAGAAGCUGAUAAAUUGACAAAACAUCCGGAUCCAGAUACGUAUUGUGCUUUAGCGGAAUGCGCAUGGAACUUGGGCGAUGCCGAGCGCGGCGUCGAAUGGGCACGAGCCGCUGUGCAGGCGGGCGGCGGCGAGAGAGCUGGGGCCUUACUUGCCAAGCUGCUACUGGCCUGUGAUGAUAUGCAAGGAGCACUGAAUGCUUACGACCACGCAUUAUCGACCCAUGCCUGCGGUGCCGAUACUCUAGCCGCAGCUGGAGCCCUACGGCUGCGUAUUGGCGAUCCCCGCCGAGCCUUCCAACUCCUCGGUGCUGCGUUAGCUCAGCAGCCUACACAGCACGCUGCAGCCCUAGCGUUGGCAGCUAUGUUGCUGCAACAUAAAGAUCUGGAUGCAGCUCUAGCGAGAUUGAAAGCAGCACUAACAGCCCAUCCUACCUGUGUGGCCGCUCAUACAAACUUAGGAUUAGCUUUAAUGGCGAAAAAGAAAUAUAUCGCUGCCUUGACAUGUCUCCAACGGGCAGUCUGGGCGGCUCCACUCAGUGCAAGAGCUGCCCAUGACCUGGGUCUAACUUUGCUGAUGUGUAAGAGACCUACUUCAGCAUUUUGCAGACUAGCGGCAGCAGCUGCGCUGCAACCUUCUCAACCGUACACGGUACUCCUCAUAGGUGUGGCUUUGGAACGUCUCGGGGACAGCCGAGCUGAUGCAGCCUACGUCCGAGCGAUGGCAUUGGCCCCAGAAGAUCCCCUUGUCAGGCUAAACUUAGCUGGGCGUCAUGCGAGAGCCGGUCGACUCACUGAAGCUGUGGAAGAGGCCGGAGUUACAGCAGAGUUGUUGAAUAGAGAAGAGAAAGCUGAUGGUCAGUUGGCAAGUUCUUUGGCAUCCCUUUUGGCAUUGUUGCGCGACGCUGGCGUUGAACUGUCACAGUUGCCAAGCGUUCCUGACGCGAACACACCGUUGCCUAUUGAGCCAACCAACGAAGUUGCCACGCCUGAUGAAGAACGUCUGGCACCUGACGAAGUUUAGUUAUAGAACCAGCUCCCCGCCAACCGUUUGAUGUUACAUCAAUUAUGCUUCAAAAACAUCAAAUUAUCCAAUCAAAUCAAUGAAAAUGUAUUUUCGAGAGAUGUCUAAAAUGAAAGUAUUAAAUUCAUUUAGCAUUUGGAUAGAUAGAUAGAUACUCUUUAUUGUUUCCUCCAAAAGAUUACAAUAGUAAACUUAUUAUAAAUAUAAAUAAUUACAAGAAAUAAUCACAAUGAGAAAACAAUGGGCGGCCUUAUCGCUAAAAGCGAUCUCUUCCAGGCAACCUUUGGAUGGAAAGGAGUAUUUAUAAACAGUUUUUUUUGAGGCACGAUGAAAAUUCUAUUUGAUUGAUAUUUUAUAGGAUUCAUACUACAUAUUUACGACUUCUAAUAUCCCAUAUUCAGAAAUGGUCUCGUUACCAUUUUAUUAUACGUAUGUAAAUAUUAACCUUGGGUAAGCAAUAUAAUAUAAAUA
This is a messenger RNA of Galleria mellonella (greater wax moth), 1894 nucleotides long. RefSeq names its product Bardet-Biedl syndrome 4 protein homolog. The record is from RefSeq and is a predicted model, not a curated record. Gene Ontology annotation, cellular component: ciliary basal body. Lineage: Eukaryota; Metazoa; Arthropoda; Insecta; Lepidoptera; Pyralidae. The transcript has 9 exons. Gene Ontology annotation, molecular function: protein binding. Gene Ontology annotation, biological process: cilium assembly; protein localization to cilium. Bases 101 to 1423 code for a protein of 440 amino acids.